AGAGUUGCAGUGCCAUCCACUUACCUGUGAUCAGCACCGCCUUUUGAUCCACAGGUAAAAACUCGUGGCCAGAUAAGUAAGCAUACAUGAGGAAACAGGACAGGGGGAAGAGGACCCAGCCCCAGAAGAGGGACAGGCUGAGCAGGUCCAGUGAGCUCCUGACUGCCACCUAUGGACUCCCGCAAAUCCCCGAAGGAAACGGUCCUUAUUACAGGAGGAGGUGGCUAUUUUGGUUUCCGCCUAGGCUGUGCUCUGAACCAGAAAGGAUUCCACGUGAUUCUCUUUGACAUCAAAAGCCCUGCUCGUCCCUUGCCAGAGGGAGUCAAGUUUAUACACGGAGACAUUCGCCACCUCUGUGAUGUGGAGAAAGCCUUCCAGGAUGUGGACAUUGCAUGUGUGUUCCAUACCGCCUCUUACGGCAUGUCGGGGCGGGAGCAGCUGAAUCGAAGCCUGAUUGAAGAAGUCAACGUCGGGGGCACAGACCACAUCCUCCAGGUUUGCAGGAGGAGAGGGGUGCCAAGGUUAGUUUACACUAGCACUUUCAAUGUCAUCUUUGGAGGUCAAGUUAUCAGAAAUGGAGAUGAAUCUCUGCCUUACCUACCUCUUCACCUCCAUCCUGAUCACUACUCUCGGACCAAAUCUAUUGCAGAAAAGAAAGUGCUGGAGGCCAAUGGUGCUACCCUGGUAAGAAGUGAUGGUAUCUUGAGAACCUGUGCUCUGAGGCCGGCUGGCAUCUACGGGCCUGGAGAACAAAGGCACCUUCCCAGGAUAGUGAGCUACAUUGAGAGGGGUCUCUUCAAGUUUGUGUAUGGGGAUCCUGGGAGCCUCGUUGAAUUUGUCCACGUGGAUAACUUGGUCCAGGCUCACAUUCUGGCCUCAGAGGCCCUGACAGCUGCCAAGGGCCACGUGGCCUCUGGGCAGCCCUACUUCAUUUCGGACGGCAGACCCGUGAACAACUUUGAGUUCCUCCGGCCUCUGGUUGAGGGCCUGGGCUACAGGUUCCCAUCCAUCCGCCUGCCCUUGACCCUCAUCUACUGUUUUGCUUUCCUGACAGAAAUGGCUCACUUCCUUUUUGGUAGGGUCUACAACUUCCAGCCCUUCCUCACCCGCACAGAAGUUUACAAAACUGGCGUCACACAUUACUUUAGUCUAGAGAAGGCCAAGAAGGAGCUGGGUUACGAGGCUCAGCCAUUUGACCUCCAGGAAGUAGUCGACUGGUUUAAGGCACAUGGCCAUGGCAGAAGUCCUGGGGGUCAUGCCUCCGGGUGUCUUGUUUGGGAUGGGCUGACGGUCUUCCUCUUGGUCAUAGUGGUUCUCAUAUGGCUGCCUUCUCCUGUGGCUCGAUCACUCUGAAGGAGCUAGAAACACCGAUCGGAUCACACUUGGUGAGAUGGUUUUCAAGAAACACAGUAUUAAACAAUGUAUCUAUCUCUAUCUAAAUAAAUCUACAUCAAUAUCUAGAUAGUUAGAUACAAAUGGAUACCUGGUAGCAAAUCUUGGCUCCUCAAAUUGCUACUUAAUAGAUUCUUGGAAGGGCACUUGGGUGACUUAGUCGACUCUUGAUCUCGGCUCAGGUCGUGAUCUCACGGUUUGUGAGCUCGAGUGGCAGGGAGACUGCUUGGGAUUCUCUUUCUCCUUCUCUCUCCCCACACCCCACCUCAAAAUGAAUCAAUAACUUAAAAAAAAAAGAAAAGAAAUAAAAGAACAGAUUCUUGGAUGAAGUCUUCAUUUCUUACCUUCUUGGACCAAACAAACCAUGAUAGGAGAAAAAAAGAAGCAAAGAUCAGUUUGAGAUGCGGUUUCUUGUGUUUUCCUCCUUUUGAUGGGUACAAUAGAAGUCAUUUUGCAGCCACAGAGCGAGAUGAGGAAAAUUGGAAAUGUCUUGAGUUUCUCAGAAGUCAAAAAUGUACUUACUUCUGUCCUCUACUAUCUCUAUCCAGUUACAGUAGACUAAAAUGUGCACUGAUACAGGAGUGGCAAAACACUAACAGGCUUGAAAAUGUGUGAAAACCACCAAAUUGGGUCAGAUCCCUACAGACCAACCCUCUGAGGAAGUGGAAGCUUUUGAGAGACAUAUUAGCCAUUCAUUCCUGUAGUUUUUAGGAAUUACUCUUUGCCCUUUAUGAUAUAAGGGCGUUACACCUGUGUGAUCACAUGGUAAGGUUUGAUUUUUAAACAAAUAGAACUGUGUCUUCCCUCAUAGGAUUCUUUUGAGGAUUAAAUUAGACAAGACGUAUCAAGUGCCACUCAACACACACAAGUCAUUAUUUUAAUUAAUAUCGUUGCCAUACAUUCCUGAUACAAACCCUUAUGAGGGUUUUCUUCCUCAGGGGAGUUCUGUUCAGAGGUGUUAGUGUUCUGUUAGUGCUAUCGCUCUAACCUUUCUGGAAUGUCUUUGGGGUAAGCCCCUCAGAGUCUGUAACCAGCACGUUUGCAUAUGCUCAGUGUUUGUAAAGUUUUGGUCUCUGAGCAUAGAGUAACAUUUAGGAAAUGGCUAAAAAUCCGAUUAAGGAAGAUGGUCAAGGGAAUGAUGCUAUUUGUAAUUUAAAAAUGAAACAUAACUCUGAACUAAUAGACUGCUUUU
Prionailurus viverrinus (fishing cat) is the source of this 2584-nucleotide messenger RNA. RefSeq names its product short chain dehydrogenase/reductase family 42E, member 1 (gene SDR42E1). The transcript has 3 exons. Gene Ontology annotation, biological process: steroid biosynthetic process. The record is from RefSeq and is a predicted model, not a curated record. Bases 172 to 1353 code for a protein of 393 amino acids. Gene Ontology annotation, molecular function: 3-beta-hydroxy-Delta5-steroid dehydrogenase (NAD+) activity. NCBI's taxonomy places the organism in Eukaryota, Metazoa, Chordata, Mammalia, Carnivora, Felidae.